AUGCGGUUGGCGCGGUUAGAACUCCAGAGGGCCGGCAAAAACGUCCUGCAAAUCCAGUGCAACAAGUUAGUGAGAGACAUUGGCGAACUGGUUGGCACGAUCUCGAGCGAGGAGUACUUGGGCCAGUUGAAAGACCAUCUUACGAAUCUGCAGACUACACUUAGAGAGGGAGCUUCUAUAGAACCCUUCCUUGCGUGCGUUUCGAGCAUAAAAGACCCAGUGGGACUACCCAAGAAGAAAUCCAUCGCAAGUAGCCUAGACUUUACUGAAGCAAAAGAGAGAACGCCCCAAUUCACAUAUUCCGUCACUGAGACUGAACAAGCCGCCCAGGUUUUGUAUCAAGAGGAACUUCACCGAGAGCAGGAAAUGAAAAUGGAUGAAGGUGUCACGCAGAUUUAUUACUAUCACCAGAUCAAUCCCGGAGAAGAGGUCUAUACCACAGAAGUCGUUGAUACUUCCAUGCAGCAAUAAACAUUUAUACUCUUAUGAUACAUGUAAAUUUUUUUUUUUUUUUUUUAUGCCAUUGGAUAUGUCACAUAUUGAAGAAAAAUACAUGGCAUUGUAAAUUUACAUUAUUUCCUAAACCUGUUAUCUUUAAAUGAAAAACUUCAGUAGAAAAAUAAUGUUACACCAUAAAUAACUGCUGUAGAAACACAGCAAGACAGGCCAUUGUAUAGACUAUAAGAGGAAUAUACAGUGCUGAAUUAAAUCUUUAUUUAUU
This is a messenger RNA of Penaeus indicus, 721 nucleotides long. RefSeq lists its product as uncharacterized. The transcript is spliced from 4 exons. The coding region runs from base 1 to 471 and encodes 156 amino acids. The record is from RefSeq and is a predicted model, not a curated record. NCBI's taxonomy places the organism in Eukaryota, Metazoa, Arthropoda, Malacostraca, Decapoda, Penaeidae.